Colletotrichum destructivum is the source of this 729-nucleotide messenger RNA. Its product is annotated as Putative oligosaccaryltransferase, oligosaccharyltransferase subunit ost4p superfamily. The coding region runs from base 211 to 366 and encodes 51 amino acids. The record is from RefSeq and is a predicted model, not a curated record. Lineage: Eukaryota; Fungi; Ascomycota; Sordariomycetes; Glomerellales; Glomerellaceae. Gene Ontology annotation, cellular component: oligosaccharyltransferase complex. The transcript has 2 exons.
ACAGCGGCCGGCCUAGCGCCGAAAGCUCCAGUGGUCUAGUUGUCCGUUCGGCUCAACACCAUCCUCAUCUCAAGCUCUAUGUGCGACGUCGAAGCAUUCAAACUCACCAAACCUGACGUCUAACCGAUCCAGCAUUAGAACAAUACAUUCAGGGCUACCUACCUGCCACGACACCCAUAGCACCGUUGCGCAAACGAUCCCGAGGCCAUCAUGAUUUCCGACAACGAUCUCUACCGCCUCGCAAUUUUCCUCGGCUCCGCUGCCAUGGUUCUGAUUAUUCUCUACCACUAUGUCGAAGUCAACAAAGAAGAGGAGCUGCCGGCGAAGGCUGCGGGCCCCGCGAAGCCCGCGAAGGCUGUGUCAUAAGAGGCGUGUAGCUGCACGGAAUUGAGGCAAUGGUAACCAGGGGAAGAUCAGCUGUACAAUACCCGACGACGAAAAAAGCAGAGCGUUUGCAAUUACUCCAUGACGGUGCCACGCCUUGGGCGACACAAGGGUACAAUCGGCAUCGGAAAGGACAAGUGAUGGCGGACACGGCGAUAGAGACUCUUGCCGCAGGUCAGCACAGCGCUUCAUAGAGCUCCGAGCCGUUUUGAUGUGCGGUGAAAGCGGCAGAUAAUCGGAAGGGGCCACCAAGUCCUCGUUCCAACGUACACAAUUCAAGCUCUCAAGCACCACCUUUUGGCCGAGACUCGCUUCAGCUUGGGCAGGCAUGUUCUCGACGCAACC